CCACGCCCACUUUUUAGUUUUCACUGUGUCCUGUCGUCCUGACUCGCACUCACGCACACACACACUGAACUCGUUUUCCUUAUAACAACACCCACCCAUUAGACCUCCACUAGAUUUGUACACCUGCCAAUCAUGGACGACGCAGAGUUGGCCGAAAUUAGAGCUAAAAGGAUGGCACAGCUCAGAGCAGAGCAAGGAGGAGCGCGAGGAGCGAAUGCCAGUGAAGCUGAGGAUCGAAUGAGACAACAAAAUGAAAUGAAAAACUCUAUGCUGUCACAAAUUCUCAGCCAAGAUGCUAGAGCCAGAUUGAAUACUCUGCAAAUAGCCAAGCCAGAAAAAGCGCGGCAAGUCGAAACCAUGCUCAUCUCGAUGGCACAAAGAGGUCGCAUCCAAGGCCAGCUAGGCGAGGAACAACUCAAAAAUAUUUUGGAAAACGUGAGCAGCUCAAAGUCGCAAAGCUCUGUCAGUUUUGAUAGAAGAAGAGCUACACUCGACUCUGAUGAUGAACUUGAUCUGUGAGAACGCUCCAACUAUUUAUCAUAAUGCAUUAUCCGGAUUGAAAUGACACAACCGAUUAAUAUAGGGGUUGAUUUUUUAUUUGUUCAAAAUUAGGCAAGCCAAAAGAAUUGAAGAUUUUGAUACAAAAUUGCAAUCAAUUCCUUUCCAAAACGAACUAACACAAUGAAAGAAGGCAAAAUAUAAUAAGAAAAUAACA
This is a messenger RNA of Cloeon dipterum, 715 nucleotides long. It is a transcript of the gene PDCD-5, whose product is annotated as programmed cell death 5. The record is from RefSeq and is a predicted model, not a curated record. Lineage: Eukaryota; Metazoa; Arthropoda; Insecta; Ephemeroptera; Baetidae. Gene Ontology annotation, cellular component: nucleus; cytosol. Bases 133 to 519 code for a protein of 128 amino acids. Gene Ontology annotation, molecular function: DNA binding. The transcript is spliced from 5 exons.